Molecule: messenger RNA, 4564 nt
Organism: Vollenhovia emeryi
Lineage: Eukaryota; Metazoa; Arthropoda; Insecta; Hymenoptera; Formicidae
Product: contactin
Exons: 8
Coding region: 463-4140 (1225 amino acids)
Biological process (GO): cell-cell adhesion
Molecular function (GO): protein binding
Source: RefSeq, a predicted model, not a curated record
CUCCCUUUUUACAUUCCCCAUGGUGUCGUCGACGUUCGUCGAUUUCCGUUACUGUUCGUCAACAGGGAGUGUCUAGCGAUGUAGCGUUGCAUCGUGACUUCAUACUUGUGCUUUUAUUUAACGAAUUUUCUUAUUUUAUUAUCUGUUUAAUUUUGUCCCCUUCGAAAGCAUCAUUCGCCAUAGAUUCGCAAGAUUUAAGUGAAUACCACCUUGUUAUUCAUCUUUACAGCAAACCUUUCGAUUGGACGCCUCAAUUGCGUGCCGAAACUUGUGAACGAGACUGCACCUAUUAAUCAAGUGGUCAUCUACAAAGCGUGUCUGUUGAGAAAUAUGUUCUGUCAAUGCUGUUGUAUUCUCCGAAGUCACAUUCUAAUGUCGUAAUAUUCGCAAUCGGGAUUAGUAACACCUUACCUUGUGGAAAUUGUAAAAUGUCUGGUGUAUAGUUACAAGACAUUCGGAAUAAUGUUUCAUUUAUUAACCGUCACUGUAUUUUCACUAAUUCUCUCGCAUCCCGCACUCGCACAAAACAUCCUAUACGGGGAACAAGCCUACGAGUGUCCCCAACAUUGGACACGAUUUCAAGAAUCGUGCUAUCGUUUCGUCAAGAGUCCGCUAAGACUGCGGGACGAUGCGCGCAGAAAUUGCCAGGCGUUCCAGAGCGACUUGCUCGCUAUUAAUUCAAUUGAGGAGCAUGGGUUUAUACUCUACCAACUGUUGUGGCAGGAUCCGCAACAUCGCAAAUGGUACACCGGAGUAAAACUCCAGAGUGGCCUGUGGAUCAAUGAGGCUGAUAGUACAACGCUGUUGAACAUGGACAAUGCCUUUCUGCCCGAGCCUAAUGACAAUGUAAUAGGAAGGGAUUACUUAGCUUACUCCUAUUCCAAUAGUCUCCAGCGCUGGGGACUAGAGAAAGUCACCGGCAGAGAAGACUUGUUGUACAUUUGUGAAGCGUCUGUUGUCACUCUUCAUAAUUUAGUGGACGACGAUCGCACUUAUCAAUAUGGAGUUGAUAUUGAGAACCCCCUUCAAAUACCGAGAGGACCGUAUUUCAUAAAGCAACCCACCAGCAAGGUAUUCGAUGUGUCAAAAAGGAGAAUAAGCAACGACGUUUCGCUAAGUUGCUUGGCAGGAGGCUACCCUGCUCCUAAUUACGAAUGGUUUAAGGAAGAUUAUGAAAACGACAGACUUAUUGCAACGAAAAUAGAUCCUCUUUCAAAUACCAGAUACACCGUGAGCGGUGGAACUUUAAUCAUUUAUGAGCCAGAACAGACACAAGAUCGUGGUACGUAUCAUUGCAAGGCAAUCAAUGAAUUUGGCACGAUUAUCUCUGAGAGCGUUGAACUGUCAUUUGGAUACAUCUUGGAGUUUAAUUUGAAACGUUCUGAGGAGCGCGGAGAUAAUCAUUGGGGCAAAGUAGUUUACUGCGAUCCCCCGCAGCAUUUUCCAGGUGUCAAAUAUUAUUGGGCACGCGAUUACUUUCCCAAUUUGGUUGAGGAGGACAAACGUGUGUUUGUCUCGCAUGACGGGGCGCUUUACUUCUCUGCAUUGGAAACAAUCGAUCGAGGAAAUUAUUCAUGCAAUGUUAAGAGCGUUGCAUCUGAUACCGGACGUAACGGGCCAUUCUUCCCACUAAAAGUGGACAUGCACUCCUCCUUCCAGCAGUUAAAAUUUCCUAAUAAUUUUCCAAAAUCAUUUCCGGAAGCGCCAGUAGCUGGAGAAGAAGUACGAUUAGAAUGCAUCGCAUUUGGAUAUCCUGUCCCUUCGUACAAUUGGACAAGAAGGGGUUCUGUUCUGCCGCGUGGAGCAUACACGACAAAUUACAAUCGGGUAUUGAUAAUACCACAUGUACGAGUAGAGGAUCAAGGCGAAUAUGUUUGCCGAGUGCAUAACGACAGAUCAUCUAUUGAAAAUUCCAUGCGAUUGACCAUACAAGCGGCGCCUAAUUUCACCAUACCUUUAAUCGACAAGCACAUGGAUAAUCGGGCGGAUUUAAUUUGGACUUGCGAAGCGUUUGGGAUACCGGAUGUAACCUACAGUUGGUUUAGAAAUGGAGAAUUGUUGGAUACGUAUACUCUACCGCCUGAAGAUAGAGAUCGUUAUACUAUACAAGAUAAUGUGCUAAACAUACGACGUUUGGAUCCUGAAAGAGACCAGGCCAUGUAUCAGUGCCGCGCUAAAAAUCAGUUAAAAACAACGUACUCAUCAGCUCAGCUUAGGGUGUUGUCAUUGAAACCUUCCUUCAAAAAACGGCCUAUGGAAUCUGAGACAUAUGCGGCUGAAGGUGGUAACGUCACAAUUGUAUGCAAACCCGAAGCUGCGCCCAGGCCAAAAUUUACUUGGAAGAAAGAUGGGAAUUUAAUUGGAUCGGGCGGUAGACGGAUAAUUCUUGAAGGUGGAAAUCUCAUUAUCAGUCCAGUAUCGCGAGACGAUGAGGGAACAUACAUAUGUACUGCAAAAAAUCAAUAUGGCAGUGAUGAAACUCGCGGUCGAUUAAUCGUACUACGUGGACCACAAUUUAUUCAAAGACUGCCGCCACUGAUAGUUCUGGACUACAAUUCAAAUCUGACAUUGCGCUGUUUAGUCCAAUCAGACGAAAUGUUGGACGUAGCAUAUAUUUGGACGCAUAAUGGUAUGCGCAUCCGUAAUAAGGAUAUGCAGAAUAAUCCGCGAUUACGUAUCGGUGGUGAAUAUCUGGAUAUCAUAAAUGCCACAUUUACUGAAGCCGGCGAGUAUGAAUGUAUCUUGAGAAGCGCUGUCGGCGAAAUAUCGAGCAGGCUUACUUUGAUCGUGCAGGGACCACCGGGGCCACCUGGUGGAGUGCAGGUUAUAAAUAUCGGCAAAACUUCAACCACAUUACGGUGGACCAACGGUGCCCUGAACGGCAAACCGAUAACUAUGUAUACAAUCAGCGCGCGAACAAAUUGGAAUCGCACAUGGUUUCCUCUUGUAGAAAAUAUUACGGCUGUCGAGAUGGAUAGGUAUAACGGCCGAAAAGAGGCAUAUCUAGAAAAUAUUUUAAAUCCAUAUUCCACGUACGAGUUCCGCGUGCUUGCCUUUAAUGAAUUUGGUUACGGCCCACCAUCAACUCCCUCACCUCAAUACAACACUCCGCCCGACAAACCUAUGAAAGCACCAUCCAAUAUCAGUGGUGGUGGAGGAAAAAUCGGAGAUCUUACAAUUACAUGGGAUCCUCUCAGUCAGUCUGAUCAGAACGGUCCUGGAGUAUAUUAUAAGAUAUUCUGGCGUCGCAAAGGACAUGACACAGAGUUUCAGUCGUUGUCCUUAAAAGAACAUGGCAACAUUGGUAGCAAUGUCGUAUCGAUCCAAUCCAGUUAUUAUUACACGGAAUACGAAGUGAAAGUACAAGCGAUGAAUUCAAUGGGCGAGGGUCCAGUAUCUGAAAUUAAGACGGUGUACAGCGCAGAGGACAUGCCGCAGGUUGCGCCACAACAAGUGUUCGCCAUGAGCUACAAUAGUACCAGCUUGAAGGUCAGCUGGCUACCGAUUGAACAGACUCGUGAACGAGUGCGAGGCAAACUCAUCGGUCACAGAAUCAAGUAUUGGAAAGAGAGUAACCGCGAGGAGGAUGCUACUUAUUAUUUGUCACGUACCACCCGCCCUUGGUCACUAGUCGUUGGACUGCAGCCAGAUACAUAUUAUUACGUGAAGGUAAUGGCCUAUAACUCCGCUGGAGAAGGUCCCGAGAGCGAACGGUACCUGGAGCGAACUUAUCGUAAGGCACCGCAGAAACCGCCUUCAUCGGUGAAUGUAUAUGGUGUAAACCCGUCAACGGUGAGAGUAGUCUGGCGUUACGUACAACCGAGUUUGGAGGAAGAGCCGCUGAUCGGAUACAAAAUACGUGUAUGGGAGGUUGAUCAAGACAUGAGUACAGCAAACGAUACAAUCAUACCAGGUGGUUCCAAGCUUGAAGCUGACAUCAAGAAUCUGAGUCCAGGCAAAGCAUACCAUCUAAGAGUGCUUGCAUUCAGCAACGGCGGCGACGGCCGGAUGUCUAGUCCUACCCAUACGUUCCAAAUGGGCGACGCCGCAGCCUUCAGGAAUAGCGCUGGAAACAAGACCUUAGAUGUCGUUCUGGGAAUAGUUUUCUUGAUGCUUGUACGAAUCUGCAGCUAUGUAUAGUAUAGAAUAACCCUUGGUAAGUAAAGAUUAUAAUGGUUGAUAGCUAUCAUUUUGUACGGUCUUUUUAAACAGGAAAGCUAAACGAUUUAAUGGAACUAAAACAAAUAUUAAAUAAUAUUUAAUGAGAUGUUCUAAGGCCUUUAUACCUAAUGAAGUAAUCUUAUGAUGUUGGAUUAAUUUUUGAUACACCAAAAUAUUACUACGUCACUAGUGCUACUUAAUGAUAUAGACGCUUCUGUGUUCUCAACGUUUUAACAUUGAUAUAACUCAGCAAUUAAGUACUUCCAUAAAUUUUAAAAAGAAUCAUGUUUCUAUAAGAAGACUAAAACUGUUCAUUUGUUUCCAAUGCCGUGCAGAAUAAUAUACAAUAAGUUAAAUUUUUAUUCUAUAAGCUAAAAGAAUACUCUAUUUAUCUAUAUAUAAU